AUGCCCGACAUAGAUCCCGCGGCCUUGAGCCGCCCCUCGGUCAGCCUCUCGACCCCGAUAUUGAAGUCCAUCACCGUCUCCGCCCCGGCCUCCCAGAAGCCCAAGACCUCCCAGAUAAUACCCGCCCGCAUAGACCUGGAGCCGCUUUAUGCCGCCCUCAAGUCCGCCAUCGGCAGCGAACAAUGGGCCGUCUACAAAGAGUCCACCACCCAAUUCGUUCUCGGCCGCCUGAACCAGGCCGAGUACUCGGAGCGCAUCGAUCCCAUCCUCGCCUCCCCCAAUGGCGAGAAGGACCAUCUCCACAACCAGCUCCUCGCCGCCAUCUAUGGCAACCUGACGAGGGAAAUGCCAGAUGCCGGCUUAGCACCAUGGGUUUCUGCUAACGACAAGCCCACCGCGGGCGUCGGCGCAAAGCCUGUUACGGGCGAUGCCGCCGAGAGGAGACUGAAGGGAGAGGUCAUGCAGCUCCCGACUCGAGACCGAAGGCGCAUCAAGGAGCUGGCCAACAAUGACUUCGACCCGUACGAGUCAAUGGCCAGCAUGUUUUCCGAACAUCACCGAGGCAAGCCUCUGCGAGCCGCCGAAGUACCUCCGAGUGCCGCAGGAGGCCUGAACAAGAUGAAUUGGGACUUGGAAAUCAAGAAGCGUUACCAGCUGCCACUGGCUGUCGAGUCUGGAGAGUUCCCGGACACGGCCAUGAUCGAAGGGAGAAUGCUGCCUUUCUGCUACGAAGCUGGCCUGGUGAACGGCCACACCCCUGAAGCCGCCCAGCUGAUGAACGUUGCGACCGAGACCUUUAUCAAGGAACUAUUGUCGGCCGUCUUCACGAGGACGCGAAGCAACGGACCAGGUGACUCGGGAAGUGCUGGGUUCGGCGCAGGCGCAGGCUGGAUUCAGACCAAGAAGUACCGCCGGCAACUAAGACGCGAAGAAGCAGCGCUAAUGCGUGGAGAGCUCUCCAAAGACAAGAGUGGCAUGCUUCCCAUCGAAGCAAAGGCGGCCAGCGAGAGACCGCCCCUGGGCAUGGCCGACUUCCGGCUUGCUCUAGAGAUGGGCGACUGUGGCUUGGGUUCAAUCCCCAUCGUCACCAAGUCCGUCAUGUACAGCUAUAGGGAAGGCGAGCUGGAACACUGGGAUGACUAUUCCUACAUUGAUGGUUACGAGCCCGUUGCCAUUGAGGACAUGGAAAUGGUGGGCGGCAUUGACAGCACAAAUGCCAUCACGAACGGAGAGUUUGAAUCGGAGCCCAUGGACAUUGACGAGCCAUGGGGCUGGCAAGGCACAGAUCCUGCAGACUUGCUAGACCUUGACAGCGUCCUUGACUCGUGUCUGGCAGCGGCAUGA
Neoarthrinium moseri is the source of this 1344-nucleotide messenger RNA. RefSeq lists its product as uncharacterized. Bases 1 to 1344 code for a protein of 447 amino acids. Gene Ontology annotation, biological process: regulation of transcription by RNA polymerase II. Gene Ontology annotation, molecular function: transcription coactivator activity. NCBI's taxonomy places the organism in Eukaryota, Fungi, Ascomycota, Sordariomycetes, Amphisphaeriales, Apiosporaceae. Gene Ontology annotation, cellular component: SAGA complex. The record is from RefSeq and is a predicted model, not a curated record. The transcript has 4 exons.